Molecule: messenger RNA, 3586 nt
Organism: Chanos chanos (milkfish)
Lineage: Eukaryota; Metazoa; Chordata; Actinopteri; Gonorynchiformes; Chanidae
Gene: plcd3b
Product: phospholipase C, delta 3b
Exons: 15
Coding region: 1-2340 (779 amino acids)
Biological process (GO): lipid metabolic process; intracellular signal transduction
Cellular component (GO): plasma membrane
Molecular function (GO): calcium ion binding; phosphatidylinositol-4,5-bisphosphate phospholipase C activity
Source: RefSeq, a predicted model, not a curated record
AUGCUAGGCACUGGUAAAAAGACAAACCCUGUACAGAAGAAUGGAGCCCGGACGUCCGAGUCAAAGUCGGACGACCCUCUUAUAAAUUUAGGUGUUCAGGAUGAUGAGGAUGUAAAGUUGAUGUUGCGUGGCACGGUCAUGAUGAAGGUCCGUUCUCCACAUUGGCAGAGAAAGCGCAUGUUUAAACUCAUGGACGAUGGAAUGACUGUGUGGUGUGAGUCCAACAAGAGCUCCAGCAGGGCCAAAUCCCAGCAGUGCUUCUCAGUAACAGAGGUGGAGUGUGUAAGAGAGGGUCACCAAUCAGAGACUUUCCGUAAGCUGGAUGGCUCCGUGCCUGCAGAGCAGUGUCUUACCAUCAUUUUUAAAGGUGGACGGAAGAGUCUUGACCUGCGCUGUCCGAGCAAAGAGGACGCACAGAGAUGGGCCCGCGGCAUCCACACUCUUCAGGGCCGAGUGGAGAAUAUGACCCACAAAGAGAAACUCAACCACUGGAUCCAUAGUUACCUGAGACAGGCAGAUCUGAACCACGAUGGGAAAAUGAGCUAUGAUGAGGUCCAGACUCUUCUGCAGAUGAUCAACAUUGACCUGAGUGAGCAGUACGCUCGCAGCCUCUAUAAGAAAUGUGAUAAAUCAGCAGAUGGUCGUUUGGAACACAGUGAGAUUGAGGAGUUCUGUCGUGAGUUGCUGCGUCGCCCCGAGCUGGACGCAGUGUUCCAGCGUUACUCGGCCAACGGUCACGUCCUCUCCACCGUGGACCUGAGGGAUUUCCUGAGGGACCAGGGUGAAGACGCUUCGCUAGUGCACGCGCAGAGCCUCAUCCUAACCUAUGAGUUCAACGAGUGGGCUCAGAAGAACCAGUUCAUGACACCAAAUGGAUUCACCAUGUACAUGCUGUCUCGUGAGAAUGAUGUGUUUGACCCAGAGCACGGCAAAAUCUACCAGGACAUGACCCGGCCCCUCAGCCACUAUUUCAUCUCAUCCUCACACAACACCUACCUUACAAGAGACCAGGUCCUCAGCGACAGCAGCACCGAGCCUUAUAUCAGAGCUCUGAAUCAUGGUUGUCGCUGUGUGGAGCUGGAUUGCUGGGAUGGAGACAAAGGUGAGCCGGUCAUUUGCCAUGGUCACACCCUCACCUCUAAGGUCCCUUUCCGAGAGGUCGUUGAGGUCAUUGCUGAGUACGCCUUCAAGGCAUCUCCUUACCCACUGAUCCUGUCUCUUGAGAACCACUGUUCUAUAGAGCAGCAGGCAAUUGUGGCCCAACAGCUACGCUCCAUCCUGGGAGACAAACUUCUCAGCAAAGCUCUGAACAACCAGUCACUUCAGAGUCUACCCUCACCAGAGGAACUAAAAGGGAAGAUUCUGGUGAAAGCCAAGAAGGAGAGCAUAGAGGCAGAAAGCUCUUGCUCCUCAGACUCCAGUUCCUCAGAAGAUGAGUCCAAAACUGAAAACAAACCCAAACCCAAGAAAGAGUGUAAGAAGGUGCCUAAAAUGAGUCCAGAGCUGUCUGAUCUGGUCGUGUAUACACGCAGCGUGCCCUUUAAGAGUUUCGACGUGUCAGCCCGCAGACCCGUGAGCGACAUGUCCUCUUUCUCAGAGAGCGACGCCCUCAAACUCAUCAAAGACUCAGGGAAGUUAUUUGUUCGCCAUAAUAGCCGGCAGCUGAGCCGGAUCUACCCCUCUGGCCAGCGCCUGCAAUCGUCUAAUUACAAUCCUCAGGACAUGUGGAACGCUGGCUGCCAGAUCGUCGCCCUUAAUUUCCAGACUCCAGGGGAGCAGAUGGACCUGAAUCAGGGGCGCUUCUUAACCAACGGCUGUUGUGGCUAUGUGCUCAAGCCCAGCUUCAUGUGUCAACCCGACUCAGAAUUCAACCCCGAGAACACAGGGGGAGGGCCGGGACACAACCCCACGCUUCUCACCGUCCAGGUCAUCUCUGCCCAGCAGCUGCCAAAGUCACCUGUGGACAAGCCCAAUUCCAUUGUGGACCCUCAGGUGUGGGUGGAGACUUAUGGGGCCCCCAUCGACAACAAUAAGAAGAAAACACACCGUAUUGACAACAAUGGUUUUAAUCCCAGAUGGGGCUGCACCUUUAAGUUCCAGCUUCACGUCCCAGAGUUGGUACUGGUACGAUUUAUGGUGGAGGACCAUGAUUACACCUCCAGGAACGACUUCCUGGGCCAGUUCACUCUGCCCUUCACCAGCCUCCGGACAGGUUAUCGGCAUGUGCGGCUGCUGAAUGCAGAUGGCUCCAGCCUGUCUCCCAGUUCACUCUUCAUCCACGUCAAGAUCACUCCUUCCCCCAGCUCUCCUGCCAGACACCCCUCUCCUCCAAAAGCCUAGCAACCGUCGCUGCGUAUCACCUCACACGUACACACCUACCAGUCCAGGACUGUCGACCAACAAGUCAGGGAAGCGUAUAACAUGGAGCAGGAAUGACUUUAUUUAAGGACAUGUUUCAGCUAAAGAAACUGAAACUGUUAUUUAUAAUAUGGAUACAUGCCGUGUUUUAGAAAUGUUAGAGCAAUAUGAUAGAUUAUGCAGUAGUAUGCAGUUUUUCUUAAGCAUUUAUGUAGCAUGUUUGUAAUGUAUUUCUUACCAAUGCCAAACACAGUGACAUUUUGUUACUGUGCUGCUGGAAGACAAAAAAAAAAAACAGAUGAAUUUUACUUGAAGGGAAUGAUGUAGAGACAAUCUGUGAGUGAGCCCUGUGUGUUAAGCAGGGAACUACUCUUUAACUGAUAAACGUAUACACCUCAGACGUGAUCGAAGCAAGAUGAAGAGGGGCGGUGGAUUUUAUUAAGCAAAGGCUAAUGCUUUUAACAAAGUGUUCUGUCUUUUUACUUUCAUUUAUCAUUUUCUCUCUCUCUCUUUUUACCUCUCUGUUUUUCAAAAACGUGCAGAUAUCUUUACCUCUGUAUUUUUAAAAAUUGCUCAGAGACGUAUCUUCCUGGUUUAGAGAUUACAGCUUACUAGGAUUAAAGACUUAUACUUGUAAUUAUUAUCCAUUCCUGUUUUGAAUAUUGUAUAUCUUUAAUUCGCAUAGCCCAUAGAAACACAUACUUUCAUAUCUUUUAGUAUCUGUCAGUAAUUUUAUCUUUGGAAAUAGGUUGAUUUUUAUUUAUUUACUAAGAUGUUCAGCAAGUACUCAGAAGUAGAGUGAUACUUAUACUUUAUGUCUUUCUAUGUUUGUUUUGAUAUUUAUGCUGUAUGCCUUGUUAAAUCACAGCCAAAUACAUUGCACUUGUGUAGCUCUAGACACUUCUGUGUCUUGCUGUUUGGGGCAAAUGGACCAAAGAUGUCCCUAAGAAAGUAUGCGGGGCUGACGCAUUACUACAUUGUGUGUUCCAUGUUUAAAAAAAGGAUCAGUGUUACUUGACCUUUAACCCAUCCAUCAGCAUGUAUGAAAAGAGAAAUUAAGACUGUACCAGUUUCAAUGCAAGAUGUGUUUCUGAAGAAAAAAAAAGUACUUUAUUUGUACGCAAUUAUGCAUACGCAAUCAUAUGCUAGCCGGUGAGAACUAAGACAUUAGAUAGCAUCAGUCUUGUUACAUUUAGGCAUGUACAAAAUGAAUAAACAGCUGAGUUGG